Messenger RNA from Cordyceps fumosorosea ARSEF 2679, 1005 nucleotides. Its product is annotated as U3 snoRNP-associated protein Esf2. Gene Ontology annotation, molecular function: RNA binding. Gene Ontology annotation, cellular component: nucleolus. Gene Ontology annotation, biological process: endonucleolytic cleavage in 5'-ETS of tricistronic rRNA transcript (SSU-rRNA, 5.8S rRNA, LSU-rRNA); endonucleolytic cleavage in ITS1 to separate SSU-rRNA from 5.8S rRNA and LSU-rRNA from tricistronic rRNA transcript (SSU-rRNA, 5.8S rRNA, LSU-rRNA); small-subunit processome assembly. Lineage: Eukaryota; Fungi; Ascomycota; Sordariomycetes; Hypocreales; Cordycipitaceae. Bases 1 to 1005 code for a protein of 334 amino acids. The transcript has a single exon. The record is from RefSeq and is a predicted model, not a curated record.
AUGGCGCCCAACGCAAACGACUUUCUCGAUGCUUCGGAAAGCGAAAACGACCACAUUGACAUAUAUGAUUCGGAAGACGAAUUCGCCAAGGGCGGCAGCCGAAGCACAAAGCGCAGGAAGCCGAGCCGCGACGACGACGACUCUGAACAAGCCAGGAGUGACGCUGACCACGACGGCGGGAGCGACGACGACGAAGAUGACGACGGCGACGACGACGCAAAAUCAACACAGGGCGAGGAGCAGCCCACCAAGAAACAGACGAAGCUGCCCAAGCUGCAGGCCGACCUGCCCAACGUCUCGCGCCCGCUCGCCCGCAAGAACCUCGUCGCCACCGAAAAGGCCGUCAAGAAGUCCGGCGUCGCCUACCUCUCGCGCAUCCCCCCCUUCAUGAAGCCCGCCAAGCUGCGCUCCCUCCUCGAGCCCUACGGCGCCAUCAACCGCAUCUUCCUCGCCCCCGAGGACGCCGCCGCGCACGCCCGCCGCGUCCGCGCCGGCGGCAACAAGAAGCGGACCUACACCGAGGGCUGGGUCGAGUUCAUCAACAAAAAGGACGCCAAGGACGCGUGCGCGCUGCUCAACGCGCGCACGGUCGGCGGCAAGAAGGGGAGCUACUACCGGGAUGACCUGUGGAACUUGCUGUACCUGCGCGGGUUCAAGUGGCGCGACCUGACGGGCCAGAUCGCGGCGGAGGAUGCGGAGCGGGCGAGCCGCAUGAGGGCGGAGAUUGGUCGGGCGAGCAGAGAGAACAAGGAGUUUGCGCGGAACGUGGAGCAGGGCAAGGCGAUGGAGGGCAUCGCGAGGACGGCGGCGGCGCGGAAGCGCAAGGCCGGGGAUGAGGAGGGUGGUGGCGGCGCGCAGGAGGAGGAGGGGGAGGAGGAUGGGCAGGAGACGAGGAAGAAGCAGAGAAACACGAGGACGUUUAAGCAAAUACCCCUGGCCAAGAAGCAAAACGAUACUGAGGAGCAACCCGAACGGGUCACGAGGGUGCUGAGCAGUAUCUUCUAA